UUGCCGUCUCCCGUGCGUGUCCAGCGCAACUCACAUGUUUCGUGCAGUGAAUCUCACUUGCGGUCAAUUCAGAAUCAUUCACGGAACGUGGAUUGCACGGUCCAGUCGGCAAAAGGUUAUGGAAAAAUUGGAGGAGUCAUCAUCUCCUCCAGCUCAAGGCCACGACGGUCGGAGAAUCUUCAACACCUUCUAAGCUAGCAGAAAGAUACAGACACAGACGCGGAUUCAAGCCGGUAUCUAUAGAAGAAAGACAUCGAGGAGAAACCCUAGUAGUCUCACAGAUCCGCCAUGGCUUCAACCAAAGAGCGUGACAACUUCGUUUACAUCGCCAAGCUCGCCGAACAAGCCGAGCGCUACGACGAAAUGGUGGACGCGAUGAAGAAAGUGGCAAAGCUCGAUAUAGAGUUGACUAUUGAGGAGCGAAAUCUGCUUUCGGUGGGCUACAAGAAUGUGAUAGGUGCUCGGAGGGCUUCUUGGCGAAUCCUGUCGUCGAUCGAGCAAAAGGAGGAGGCCAGAGGUAAUGACCAGAAUGUGAAUCGGAUCAAGGAGUAUAGGCACAAGGUCGAAUCGGAACUGUCGAGCAUUUGCGGUGACGUCAUCAGCGUUAUCGACGAGCAUCUUACUCCUUCGACUUUCGCUGGUGAAUCUUCAGUGUUCUAUUAUAAAAUGAAAGGGGAUUACUAUCGGUAUUUAGCGGAGUUCAAGACUGGCGAUGGGAGAAAAGAAGCUGCUGAUGAGUCACUCAAAGCUUAUCAGACAGCUACUACGGCAGCAGAGGCUGAUCUUUCUCCUACUCAUCCUAUUCGGCUGGGCUUGGCCUUAAACUUCUCUGUCUUCUACUAUGAAAUUAUGAAUUCCCCUGAAAGUGCUUGCCAACUUGCAAAGCAAGCGUUUGAUGAAGCUAUCUCAGAGUUGGAUUCUUUGAGUGAGGAAUCUUAUAAAGACAGUACAUUAAUUAUGCAGCUUCUGAGGGACAACCUCACAUUGUGGACUUCUGACAUUCCAGAGGAUGGAGCAGAAGGUCAGAAGGCUGAUGGUCCUGCUAGACCAGGUGUAGCUGAAGAUGGAGAGUGAACUCAACUGGCUUGGAAUUGGAGAACCAUUACAUUAAUAAUGAGCAGUGGCUGUUUCUUAAUUCGAAGACUAGGAAAUUCAGAUUGUUCCCUUCUUUUUUCCGAUUCUAUUAUAUGGUUCUAUGCUUGGGACUAUAUUGAAUCCAUCCCUGCCCCAAGGAAAAGAAAAGAUGGCAUUCGCAUUCCCAAUCCCCCUUUCCCCUCCUGGUUUCUCUAGGAGGACCUUUUCCUUUUCCUGCUGUUAAUUUAUGCAAUUAUGACAUUAAUUUGAUGAGCAUCUCUGAGGAAUUGUUGUCUUUAUCCUUUCUUCUACAGAAGACAGAAUCCCAGUUGAUAGUGUUGCAAACCUCCCUUAAACUUUUACACCAUUAUUAUAAUUGUAAUAGGAGCCUCUGGCACUGAGCUUAUAUUUCUUUUUAACGGAUU
Messenger RNA from Diospyros lotus (date-plum), 1499 nucleotides. Its product is annotated as 14-3-3-like protein B. Gene Ontology annotation, cellular component: cytoplasm. The record is from RefSeq and is a predicted model, not a curated record. Lineage: Eukaryota; Viridiplantae; Streptophyta; Magnoliopsida; Ericales; Ebenaceae. Gene Ontology annotation, biological process: signal transduction.